This is a messenger RNA of Oncorhynchus mykiss (rainbow trout), 4541 nucleotides long. RefSeq names its product transcription factor 12-like. The record is from RefSeq and is a predicted model, not a curated record. Gene Ontology annotation, cellular component: transcription regulator complex; chromatin. Gene Ontology annotation, biological process: regulation of transcription by RNA polymerase II. Lineage: Eukaryota; Metazoa; Chordata; Actinopteri; Salmoniformes; Salmonidae. Gene Ontology annotation, molecular function: DNA-binding transcription factor activity, RNA polymerase II-specific; RNA polymerase II cis-regulatory region sequence-specific DNA binding; protein dimerization activity.
ACAACACUGUAUUAGAUUACAGCCAAAUCAACACUGUAUUAGAUUACAGCCAAAUCAACACUGUAUUAGAUUACAGCCAAAACAACACUGUAUUAGAUUACAGCCAAAUCAACACUGUGUUAGAUUACAGCCAAAUCAACACUGUGUUAGAUUACAGCCAAAUCAACACUGUGUUAGAUUACAGCCAAAUCAACACUGUGUUAGAUUACAGCCAAAUCAACACUGUGUUAGAUUACAGCCCAAACAACACUGUGUUAGAUUACAGCCCAAACAACACUGUGUUAGAUUACAGCCAAAACAACACUGUAUUAGAUUACAGCCCAAACAACACUGUAUUAGAUUACAGCCAAAACAACACUGUAUUAGAUUACAGCCCAAACAACACUGUGUUAGAUUACAGCCAAAACAACACUGUAUUAGAUUACAGCCAAAACAACACUGUAUGAGAUUACAGCCAAAACAACACUGUAUUAGAUUACAGCCCAAACAACACUGUAUUAGAUUACAGCCAAAACAACACUGUGUUAGAUUACAGCCAAAACAACACUGUAUUAGAUUACAGCCAAAACAACACUGUAUUAGAUUACAGCCAAAACAACACUGUAUUAGAUUACAGCCAAAACAACACUGUAUUAGAUUACAGCCAAAACAACACUGUAUUAGAUAAUAGCCCAAACAAUACUGUGUUAGAUUACAGCCAAAACAACACUGUAUUAGAUUACAGCCAAAACAACACUGUAUUAGAUAAUAGCCCAAACAAUACUGUGUUAGAUUACAGCCAAAUCAACACUGUAUUAGAUUACAGCCAAAUCAACACUGUGUUAGAUUACAGCCAAAACAACACUGUGUUAGAUUACAGCCAAAACAACACUGUGUUAGAUUACAGCCAAAACAACACUGUGUUAGAUUACAGCCAAAACAACACUGUGUUAGAUUACAGCCAAAACAACACUGUAUUAGAUUACAGCCAAAACAACACUGUGUUAGAUUUCAGUUAAACGUUCCUUGUAGUAAACCAACAUCAUACUAGGUAUGUAGGUAGUUUAAGUUAGAACAUUCCUAGAAUCCCUCCUUAAACCACCCCCUCACCAAUCUCUUGAAUGGACCAACCCUCUUUUGCAUAAAUUGUCUGUGACAGAGUAAGCCGGGUGAGCUGCAGGGUUAGGGUAAAGAGAGGCAGUGUGUGAGCACUGUAGAGCAUAGAGAUAGGAGCUGUGGACUCACAGGACUAUACUAUAGACACUACUGACUACUGGAGUCUAUACUACAGGACCACGGACAAACUACUGAAGCUAGUGGGCUGUUGACCUGAAACGGAAACUGAACAGCAUCAUGCACUGUGCUUCCUAUCCCGUCUCUGUAGGGACCACCAGCAAUAACCCAAUGUAUUGCUACAAUGUCAAAUCGGUCUAUACUCAAUCUCCAAAUCAUGACGACCUCCUCAACCCUGACUCAUCCUCACACCCCUCCUCCAAAGCUCCAGGCAACGUGUUCACGGGAACCUUUUUCAGUGAGCGACAGGGGAACAACAGUUCACCUGACACGUGGAACUCCAAUGGAAUGAACCAGCCUGGCUUUGGAGGCAUGGUGGGAGGGGCCUCAGCUCACCAAUCAGGAAGCUACAACAACAUGCAACCAGCACAUAAUCACCUGGACUAUUCUCCCCAUUCAGUCUCACCUGUAGAGGUGAACAGGGGUCUUCCUCCUAUGUCUACCUUCCACCGUAACAACCCUGCUGCAUCUCACACCCAGUCAGCCAACAGCUCAGAGAACACCACAGGAAACCACUCUACAGGAAGGUCACAGACUGGAGCAGCCCUGGGGAAAGCACUAGCUUCUAUUUAUUCUCCUGACCACACCAGUAGCAGUGAAAACUCCUCCACACCAGACAGGUCUCCAUCUCCAUCUCCACACACAGGCUCUGGCCCCCCAGCUUACCCGUGGCACACGUCUGCUCAGACCUCUGUCUCCCCCAGUUACCAGUGCUCUCCUAUAUCUCUGUCUCAGUUGGAGGAUCGUCUAGAUAGACUGGAUGAUGUGAUCUAUGUUCUGCAUAACCAUACGGUGGGACCCAUCCCCAGCCUGCCCUCUGACAUCCACAGCCUGUUGAACCAGGCCAACCAUGGACACAUCCACAACACCCCACUACCAGGGACACACCAUAGACACAGACCCACCACGGCACAUGGCACAGCCAUGGUAGACACUGUCAAUCUGAACAACAACUCCCACCCUGCACUGCAGAGACGUUCACAGAAUCAAAAUGGCCACUCCUUCCCGGCAGGACUAGGUGGCUUGGAGCUGAAGUUGGAGGGUCUGGAGAGAGAUGAGCAGUAUGAGCUACAUCACAGCCAUCACAACCAGGGUCACAGACACAGACACAGCUCUGACAGCCACAGCCAGCGCUCCGAUGAGGAGAGCGAGUCCCACAAGACACAAGGAGACAGCAUGACCAGCAGCAUCCAUGAAGAUGAGGACAACCUGAGCCCGGAGCAGAAGGCUGAGCGGGAACGAGAGCGGCGGAUGGCCAACAACGCCCGCGAGCGCCUGAGGGUCCGUGACAUCAACGAAGCUUUCAAGGAGCUGGGUCACGUGACCCAGCUGCACCUGAAGAGCGAGAAGCCGCAGACCAAGCUGCUGGUUCUUCACCAGGCCGUGGCUGUAAUACUUAGUCUAGAACAACAAGUCAGAGAGCGUAACCUGAACCCCAAGGCAGCCUGUCUGAGGAGGAGGGAGCAGGAGAAGAUGUCAGCUGGGUUAACAGAUGCCCAGGGCCUGCAGCAACACCAGGCAUCACUACAUCCUGGACUAGAUGCAUCUAACCCCAUGGGACAUCUAUAAACAUUUGACAGUGUGGAGGAGGAUCAUCCUGAGACGGUUAAAGACCAUCCAAGACCAUCCAAUGACAUCCAAGACCAUCCAAGACCAUCCAAGGCCACCCAAGACCAUCCCAGGACAUCCAAUGCCAUCCAAGACCAUCCAAGACCACCCAAGACCAUCCAGGCACAUCCAAGACCAUCCAAGACCAUCCAAGACCAUCCAAGACCAUCCAAGGCCAUCCAAGACCAUCCAAGACCAUCCAAGACCAUCCAAGACCAUCCAAGGCCAUCCAAGACCAUCCAAGACCAUCCAAGGACAUUCAAUUGUUUCUCUGUAAAGUAAGCUACGAGACUGUAAAGUAAGUAAGCUAAGCUAUGAGACCAAGAGACAGAAAAAGUGUUACAGCAGCUCAAUAGUCACGAUAGGGACAUUUCCUGAAGCUCCUGUUGGAAUUUGACCUGUGCCUAAACGUAUAACUUGUUACUGACAAAUGCAUUUUAACCAGCAAGUGUUUUGUAUGUUUUUUCUAUUCGUUGUACAGUGAAGAAGAAAAAAGGUAACUCUUUUUUUUGGGGGUAAUAAUAAUUCAAUGUUUAAUUAAUAUUUUUAUUAUAUUCUCCUAUGUCAGUAUUCGACCUCUUAGGGUGGUACAAGUUUAGCUGUACACUCGUGUGCGCGCUUGGCCAAGUCAGAUUUUUUUUGUGCUUUUUGUUUAGGCUACAAUUGGAAUAAUACUUAAUUGUUCAGAGUUUUUAUUCAUAAUAUUGAUUACUUUUUAAUAGCUUUUUAUUGUUUAUAUUUUCUACAAUUACUAAUAAGUAAAUAUCUGAAUUACAGAUCUUUAAUUUUAAACUAAGUAUGUGUUUCUUCAGAAGACAGUGUAAAUAUUUAUCUUUAAUUAAGCAAUCCCUGAUUUUCUGUAUAUUGGGGAGAUUUCCAGCUUCCUUAGUCCGAUUGCCCACUCUCUCUUUGGGCUACCGGACUCUGGGUUGCCCACUCUCUCUUUGGGCCUUUGGGUUACCAGGUGCCGGUGGUACUUUUCAGCCUGGUACCCACCUUCCUUAGUCCGAUUGCCCACUCUCUCUUUGGGCUUCCGGACUCUGGACUCUGGACUCUGGACUCUGGACUCUGUAUAUGGGGAGAGCUCCAGAAUGGGGAAUGUCUUUGUAAAAAACCUUCCAGUUAUUUACAGUUAUGUUGUAUGUCAUCUUCAGUAAAUGUUAACCAUUAUAUUAAUAGUAAUGUGUACAGAAGUUCUGCUCAUAUAAUGAAAUAAAUGUUUGUUUUUUAGAUAUCAGAAGUAUUUCUUAUUUAUCCCUUUCAACAGUAUCAGACAAGACAUAUAGUAUGUAUUAUUCGAGGUGUUAAUGAUGAUGAUGAAGAUGAGGAGGAUGAACACCUGCGCAAUUUGCUGAAUAUUUUUUUUAUUUUUUUUAUUUUUUAUUAACAAAUAUCAACAAACAUGCAAAAACAAGCGUACAUACAAACUAUUAACAUCGCCAGGAAUCCUAAACAAACAAACCACAUUCAUUAUUAAUACAACAAGUUUGAAUUGCCUUUCUGUUUUUCAUUUUAGUUAAAGUAGUGCCCUAUUGUUUAAAUUAUUUUAUAAAAUGGGGGAAAAAAAAGUUCGGUUUUUGAUUUAGACCAUUUGCAUUUGUGAAUAGGAAAAGUACCUAAUAUAUAUUACCUAUACCUAUACCUAUAUAUAUAUAGUACCU